GGCUUUGCACCGCCCUACCCAUGACAGCAAGCUGAGUGAGUCGGGGCGAUACCGUUACGGAGAGCACUUCAAAGGCAAGAAGCGACUGUGGGAGCUUCGCUUCCGGUUUCAGCUCAAAAGGCCCUUGAGCCAGUCCGACCUCUUCUUCGGCGCGGAGCUCGAG
Symbiodinium necroappetens is the source of this 163-nucleotide messenger RNA. The record is from the annotation of a GenBank genome assembly. Lineage: Eukaryota; Dinophyceae; Suessiales; Symbiodiniaceae.